AAUUAAAGGAACAACUAACAAUAUCAGAAGAAAAUGUGAAUGCAAUAGGAGACUUGCUUGUCCCUUGAGGUCGUUCAGUGUCGUCAGUUCGAUCCGGUCAGUGGGCCAUUCAGCAUGAACAACCAGCGCGAUUCACAAUCAAUAUAUUCCAUCAACAGCGACAGGCAUUUAGUGCCCAUAAAAUCCAGGAAGACUUAUUUUAAAACAAGAAAGAAAUGCAGAAUAUCAACAAUAUUAUCAAUUCUUCUCAUUAUCCUUUUAUUAGCAGGUCUCAUCGGUCUUGUAUUAUUCAUUUCGAGAAUAGAGUGGCUUUAUUUAUGUGAAGAUGAGGACUGCGUGCGAAUUGCUGCUAGUCUUAAGGAAUCUAUGGAUACCUCCGUAGAUCCUUGUGAUGACUUUUACCAGUACGCCUGUGGUAGAUGGCCUGAAAUACAUCCAUUACCCGAGAGUAGUUUAACCAAUUCCUGGUUUAGUGAAAGAAGUAAGAGAGUAACAAGAGUGAUUAGAGACUUGUUGCGAGAGAAUUCCUCUGAUCACGUUCCAUGGGCUGUUGAACAGGCAAAGACAUUGUACAAAAGUUGCAUGGAUUUAGAUUCCAUAAAUGCCUGGGGACUAGUGCCUUUGUUGAGUUUGCUGAAGGAAUUAGAUUUGCCGCAAAUUCCUGCAGCUUUCACAAAAAAGAAGACAAACUUUGUUCGGCAAAUGGCAAGGGUUAAACGUAUUCUCGGAAAGGAUAUAUUUUUCGGCAUGGAUGUAUAUCCUGAUCCUAGGAAUAAAUCUCGAAAUACUAUAAUUCUCGACACUCCAACAACAGAGACUCCAUUUCCAAAUGACAAGGAAAUAGAACUACGUCUACAGAAAAUUAAAAAUCACAUGCUAAAUUUAGAGGAUGAAUUAAAAUUGGAACAAGCUUCAGCGACGAUAGAAAAAAAUUAUAUGAUUGAUGCAAUUAAAGAGGUGAUUAGUAACGGAACAGUGGAAUAUAGAAGUUGCAAAUCAAAAACGUUGUCUUCCUUUGCUCGCGAAAGUGAAGUUAAUAUUGUGGUUAAUCAUAUUUAUGAUCUUGGUGAGGUACUUUAUAAGUUGAGAAAUGCAGAAAAUAGUACAACAAUAACGGAGGAGGACUUAUCGGAUGAAGAUUAUAUGGAAAUGGAGGAUUUACAAAAACUAACAGACGAGUAUGUCAAAUCUCUUAAUUCGUCAUUGAAACCAAAAGUAAUUUGGAGACCAUUUAUUGAAGAAGUUUUUAAAGAUAUCAUAACAUUGAAUAAAAAAGAUAUUGUGUUGGUAGCAGAUUUAGAAUAUUUGAAAAAAAUUGCCUAUAUAUUAUCUUCUACAGAAGAAGAAUUGUUAGAAACAGUUAUUUGGUGGAGUGUUAUAGACGUCAUAACACCGUUUGCUUCUAAGGAUCUAAGACAAAUUUGGACCACUUAUCUAGACGAAAUAAUGGAAGUUGAAAUUGGCGAAUCGAGAUCGAUGAAUUGUGCAACGGCUGUGAAUGAUUUAAUGGGAAUGGCUGUUUCCUGGUUAUUUGUCGAACGAAAAUUUCACAAUGAAACUGAACCAAAAGUAAAAGAAAUGGUAGACGAUAUUAAAGAAGCUUUUGCAUCAAUGGUAAUUGACUCCGAUUGGAUGGAUGGACAAACGAAAACGGCAACAUUAGAGAAAAACAAAAAAAUGUCAUCUCUAAUUGGUUAUCCACGUUGGCUUUUUAAUAAAAACGAUCUUAAUGAUUAUUAUGAAGGUAUAGAUUUGUCGGUUAUUGAAUACAUGGCAAAUAUGAUGCAAAUAGUUCGAAUUCAGAGUACUUCAAAUUUAAAGAAUCUUCACGAUUUAAAUUCCGAUGAUGAACCAUAUUGGGCUACUGAUCCAACGAACGUGAAUGCCUUUCACACUUUCCAAGCCAAUCAAAUCACCAUACCAAUCGGAAUUUUGCAAUUUCCGUUUUACGAUUUGGGUCUCGAAGCCUUAAAUUACGGAGCCAUUGGUACAGUCCUUGGUCAUGAGUUAACUCACGGUUUUGACAACAGUGGAAGACAAUAUGAUGGUGAUGGAAACGUUCGUCAGUGGUGGACCAAGGACACCAUAGAAAAGUAUAAGGAAAGAACAAAAUGUUUCGUUGAACAAUACAACAGUUUUUAUGAAGAAGAGAUUGAUGAAUACGUUGAUGGGGAACUAACUUUGGGGGAGAAUAUUGCCGACAAUAGCGGAUUAAAAGAAGCGGUUCUCGCCUAUAAACGAUGGCAAAAGAGACACGGAAAAGAAAAUCAAAUUUCAGGAUUUACAAAUCUCACCCACGAGCAACUUCUCUUUCUAGGAUUUGCGCAUUUAUGGUGUGAAAGUUACACAACCUCAUCCUUAAAGUGGAUGUUGCAAGAUUCACAUUCUCCAGGUCAUAUUCGACUAAAAGGUGUCUUGAGAAAUUCUCAAGAAUUCAGUUCAGCUUGGAACUGUCCCUUAGGAUCGAAAAUGAAUCCAGAAAAGAAGUGCAGUUUAUGGUGAUCAAAAUUAAAAACAUCAAGAUGCAAAAUAAAAAAAAAUCUUUUAUAAUGGCAAAAUUAUUUUAAAGUGCUUAAUAUUGCAAUCAAUUCAAAAGUAACUAUGUUCCUGAGAAAUAAGUCAAGAAGAAAGGAAAUAAGUGAAAAACAUAAAUACAAUCAAUACAAUUAAUUAUAAAUAAUAAUAAUAAUAAUAAUAAUAAUAAUAAUAAUAAUAAUAAUAAUAAUAAUA
Messenger RNA from Leptopilina heterotoma, 2730 nucleotides. RefSeq names its product neprilysin-4 (gene Nep5). The record is from RefSeq and is a predicted model, not a curated record. Gene Ontology annotation, biological process: protein processing. Lineage: Eukaryota; Metazoa; Arthropoda; Insecta; Hymenoptera; Figitidae. Bases 115 to 2502 code for a protein of 795 amino acids. The transcript is spliced from 17 exons. Gene Ontology annotation, cellular component: plasma membrane. Gene Ontology annotation, molecular function: metalloendopeptidase activity.